This is a messenger RNA of Panicum virgatum (switchgrass), 465 nucleotides long. RefSeq lists its product as uncharacterized. Bases 1 to 465 code for a protein of 154 amino acids. The record is from RefSeq and is a predicted model, not a curated record. Lineage: Eukaryota; Viridiplantae; Streptophyta; Magnoliopsida; Poales; Poaceae. The transcript has a single exon.
AUGGCACGAGCGUCUGGCAGAAGCACUGUGGUCUACGGACAGGAAGCCGUGGUGCCUUGGGAGAUCAACAUCGGCUCCAGGCGCGUCGCGCUGCAAAACAAAAUAUCAGCCGAUGAGUACUCCUCCCUCAUGAACAUCAACACUGAAGAUCUCAUGGAACUUCGGCUUUGGGCUCAUGAAAAGAUCAAAGAAAAUAAGGCAAAAGUCUCCAGAGCCUACAACAAGAAAGUGAAGCCAAAGAGUUUCCAAGUCGGGGAUCUUGUCUGGGAGUUGGUCUUGCCGAUUGGAAGUAAAGACCCGGUGUACGGCAAGUGGUCGCCCAAUUGGCACGGUCCUUAUCGCAUAAUAAAGGCUGCACCAGGCAAUUCCUACCGCAUGGAAACCCUUGAAGGGGUAAGAUUCAGUCGCAACGUGAAUGGAAAAUACUUGAAAAAGUAUUACCCCAGCCUUUGGGUAGGCUCGUAA